This is a messenger RNA of Sycon ciliatum, 3258 nucleotides long. RefSeq names its product angiogenic factor with G patch and FHA domains 1-like. The transcript is spliced from 18 exons. Gene Ontology annotation, molecular function: protein binding; nucleic acid binding. The record is from RefSeq and is a predicted model, not a curated record. The coding region runs from base 351 to 2879 and encodes 842 amino acids. NCBI's taxonomy places the organism in Eukaryota, Metazoa, Porifera, Calcarea, Leucosolenida, Sycettidae.
GUUUGUGUUAGCUAGCUAGCGGAGGAGGACAUAUCUGCUGUUUGUUGUCUACGUCUACGGUAUCUACACGGUAGUUGAAAUAGCGGUCACGUCGGCACACCGUCUUGGGCUCUCAUGUAUUGGAUGUUAUGGCCGGUUGUUAUGUGACCCAAGCGUUGCCGGUAGGACUUGGACUCGAGCCAUAAGAAAUCUCCCAGAGGUGUAUUUACUUCAGAGUCUUCCUCUGUGCCUUCGCAAGGGGCAAUGACUGGUUGUGUCACAACCACAGGAGGACUGCUGUGUACCGAGUCGAGAUACACAGUACAUACAGACAUACAUCGUGCAGGCGCACAUACCAAACCGAAAACGUGAUGGCGCAGGCUUUGAAGCCCAGUACAGCAGCUCCAAGUCAAGUCGCGGCAAGCAACCCUACCCAGCUUCGCUUCAAAGAGUAUGAUCCUUUCCGGCCCAAAAGGACAAAAGACCAUAUAUGCGACAUUUGCCAAGUUGGUUUCGCAAGCGAAAAGGCUGUGAAAAGCCACAAGAGGCUUCGGCAUGCAAGCAAGCCAGCUGACAGCCAGGCAUGCCAGAUGUGUAGUUGUGCUUUCGGUCACGGCUCCCAGCUGAUGAAACACUAUUUGCGGGAGCAUGGCGAGGAACUCAAUAUCAGAUGUUUGAGUUUCAACAAUGAAGCAGAAUUCAAAGAUUGGAAGCUGGGAGAGCAGACAAGAACAGGCGCUCGCUAUGUGAAGACACGUGGAACUAAUAAUGGCAUCGCUACAUACAUGUGCGACAGAAGUGGUGCUUCGCGGUCUCAAUCUGGCUCAACAAAACGGACCAAGAAGAUUGGUGUUAUUUGUACAGCACGGAUGAUUGUGUCACCCCAACCAGACGGAAGCCAGAAUGUAAAGUAUUUCACCAAACACUGUGGACACGAACUUGAGUACGUCAAGCCUGCAGAUGCUACGUCUGUGCCCAAAACAGAGCCUACUUCGAAAACGCCGGUCUCUUUAGCUGAUGCUGGCACGGAUAGCGAUUUGCCACAAGCAGUGAUAGAUCCAGAGCUAAUGGACCAAUUGGUUGCAGAGUUCCUUCGCAAUGACACCAAUGACUGCAUGAAAAGAAAAAGACGGCAUUCGUCACCACCCUCUGACCUCUCGGAAGGCGAAAUCGAUUCCUCAUCAGAAUCGUCCGAGAAUGAGGAUACUGUAGUGACUCUGCGACGCAAACUGGCAGCUGCAGAAAGUGCGAACACGACACUUCAGAACAAGUUGACGCGGCGCGAGCUGGAUCUGGAGAACUCUCAGAAGUACGCGGCGUCACUGCGCGACCACGCCGAGUUGCUUACCAGCAAGAUCCAGCAGCAUCGUACGGCCCUGUCGGCUGCUCGCGAUGCACUGGCUGCUGCCACUACCCAGUGCUCUUGUUCGCACUUGGCUGACUGUCCGAAGACAAAUGGUGCUGAUUUAGCUUCCACCGCUCCAUCAGCAACCAAGUCGUCAGCGAAAACUUCGUCCGACCAAUCUGUUAGCAAGAGUGAUACAACCGCCGGCAGUACUGCUCACACGAAUGGUGAAACAAGCUUACCAUACCCUGGUGUGUCCUUUGCGAAUUCAGCGUCUUCGGUCAACGCAUCGCCAGCUGUACCAUCAGCUCCGUUGGCUUCAGAGGUCAACACAGCCGCAGCACUGGCAUCUGCAGCUGAGGAGGGGAUGCGGCAAGCUGGCUUUGUGUAUGACAGUCGCUCGGGCAUGUACUACGACUUCUCCAGUGGAUACUACUAUGACCAGUCGACGCGUCUCUACUACGACAACAACUCUGGCGUCUUCUACACACGCGACGCGGCGACUGGUGCGUUCGAUGUGCACCACACCAUUGACCUGUCGGCCGUGGUGCCUCCAACGUCCCAGGCCGCAAGUGACGGCAGUGCAAUGAAAGAAGGCAAUGUACAAGAUGAGGACUCUGAUGAUGGAAACGCCGGAGCAACCACAGAGGAUGAACUGCCACCCCCAGCGCCCUGUAUACGUGCUAUUGUGCUGACGUCGGAGAAGCUCAAGGUUGGAUCGUUGUUCGUUGUGACGUGCGAUGGCGGCACGAUUGGUCGUGACCGUGAUCUGGGCCACGCUAUUCGAAUACCGGAGCUUGUCGUCAGCAAGGUUCAUGCCAAGAUCGAGUUCGAUGACGAAGAGCAAUUGUACUUCAUCACGGAUUAUGGUAGCCGGAAUGGCACAUUCAUCAACAGUGAAAGACUGAGUGAGAGUCAAGUUCGUAGUGAGGCGCAUUGCUUGAAACAUGGUGAUCAGCUGCAAGUGGGCAUGCACACUCGCCUGCUCUGUCACAUUCACGCAGCCGGUGAGACAUGUAACAACUGUGAGCCAGGACAAGUGCAGGCGUGGUUGGCAGCUAGACCUUCAGAUAAUGACAAUGGGGUAUCACCAAAAGUCUCUCACAAGCAAGCCUUAAAUCGACUGAAGAGUCUCUACGGUUUGGCGAGACGUGAUGUUGGAGACGAGGUUGAUGUGCCUGUUUCAGACGGAUUCAAGGAUCGAGCAGCCGCAAGGCGCAGCGCAGUGGGUGUCGACCAGCCGCCGAUUCCCUCGCCUUCAGGGGUGAAGUCUUCCUCUGUUGAUCAGCCGAUAGGAAAUGACAACAAAGGCCGUCGUCUUCUGGAGAAACUAGGGUGGCAGGACGGCGAUGGGUUGGGUCAGCGGCAAGAUGGCAUGGCUGCACCGAUUAGUGUCCAGGGUCAAGCGAGAAGCCGGAGUGGUAUUGGAUUCAGUGCCCCAGCUACAGCAGCAGCUCCAAGUAGCUCUCCGAACAGCGGUAACAAGUGGCAGAAGGCCCAGGCUCGAUUUGAGCAAGUUACUCAAAAACAGUCUCUGGACAUGUUUGCUGAUUGAUGUUGCUAAGUUGUACGGGAUCGGUCCAUGCACUUCCUGUGUUCUCGGCAACUUUUUUUUUUUUAAGCAUAUUCAGCCAAAACAAGUGGAACCGGAUGUGCUCUUCGGUUGUGUUUUGGUUGGAACGCUGUUCCAGAAUACUCAGCCACGUGUUUCUUUCAGCUGUUCGGCUAUCCUGCUUUUUUUCCAACCGUGCUAACCAAGUUUGAAUUUACAAGGGUGUUUUUAUUAUUUUAUUUACAGGCCGCUUUUCAAGAAAAUACGAUAAUCCUAAUCAAUGGUGCAGCAGUAACCACAUACCUACUGAAACUGCAUGUACAUCAUGUUUGUGUCUUUCCCUCAAAGCAGUGAACAUCAUGUACAUGACUGUUUAACAGAA